AUGCCUACCACCGAGGAGCUCAAGCAGACUGCCUUCAAUGCUGAGAAGGACCUCAACUCCUACCAGGCCAAGCAGGGCCUGGGCAAGAAGAGUGACUCCACUCUCGAGUCUGGUGUCGACGAAAUGGUUGAGAAGAAGUUCGAACAACCCUCUGGCCUGAAGUACGGACCCGGCUCAACUGCCUCUGGCAGCGACCACCGCGUCAUCCCCGAGGAUGAGGGUGGCACCCGUGAUGACCGUGACCGCCUCCCUACUGCCGGUAAAUUCAAUGGCACCGGUGGCCCCGAAGACGACAUCAAGAUCCAGUCAGGAGACCGUGGCGGUGACCAGGAAGUCCCCAAUCUGCAGGACCUGAAGCGCCGUGGAGUUGCUCAAUAA
This is a messenger RNA of Penicillium brevicompactum, 378 nucleotides long. RefSeq lists its product as uncharacterized. The record is from RefSeq and is a predicted model, not a curated record. NCBI's taxonomy places the organism in Eukaryota, Fungi, Ascomycota, Eurotiomycetes, Eurotiales, Aspergillaceae. The transcript has 3 exons. The coding region runs from base 1 to 378 and encodes 125 amino acids.